Molecule: messenger RNA, 1860 nt
Organism: Callorhinchus milii (elephant shark)
Lineage: Eukaryota; Metazoa; Chordata; Chondrichthyes; Chimaeriformes; Callorhinchidae
Product: basal body-orientation factor 1
Exons: 10
Coding region: 103-1632 (509 amino acids)
Source: RefSeq, a predicted model, not a curated record
GUGGGUGAGGGAGGGAGGGAGGGAGGGGCACAGACCACACCUGGAGGAAAUAACAACAAGUCACUCCGCGAGCAUCGCUUUGAUCCAUCGCAUCCCGUCGCUAUGGUUAAGAAGAAGGGCAAAGGAAGGAAGAAAGGGGGAAAGGGAAAGAAAGGCAAAAAGCAAGAGCCCAAAGCCAACAGAGAAUCAGACGCUGAGAGGGCAAGGGUAAAUGCCACAUUAUGGGAAUCGAGGCUGGAUGUGACGGAGAAAUCCCGAAUGGAAUACCGGGAAACAGCUCGCAUGCUUGCUAGAGCAAAUGAGAGCUUAAUAAACCAACGAGUCCAAAUAGAGAGAGAUACCGUGGAGGUGAUCUCCUACUUAAAGAAACAGGACAUGCAGAAAAACGACCAGAUCAGUAAACUUCAGCUACAGUUAUCUGACCAGAAAAAAGAAGCGCACGAGCAGCAUCAAAACAUUAUUGAAAACUACACGGGGCAAAUCAAUGAACUGGAAGAAAAGGUGUCCAAAAAGGCGAACGAAAUCCAGCUGAUUCAAGGGGAGCUGAACAGGGUCAAGGAGUUCAGGAGGAAACAGAUCUACAUGAAGAAAGAACUAGAUGCAAUAAAGGAUACAAUGAGCACAACUAUCAAGGAGCACACCGACACACUGAGAUUAAUGGAAGGGAGAUUUUUUGAAGAGAAGGUUCGUCUGGAGAAAGAGGCAGAACAGAAAUUAGUUCAGCUGACAGAACAAGCGCACACUGAAGCGAUUGUGAAUCUCGAGAACAAGACUCGUUGUGUCUUUAAGGAAAACGUGAGGCUAACCGGGACAGUGAAGGUCUACAUCAAAGAGGCUGAAUAUCUGAAGAAAAUUAACCAGCAUCUGAAAGACCAAAACAUGCAGCUCUUCAGUCAAAAGGAAACCAGUGAGGUUUUGGUGAAAGAAAAACUGCUGGAAGUGAAACAACUGAAGGACCAGAUCCAACAGCUUCAGAAGAACAUGCAGAACCUGGAGAAAGCCCUGGGCCACAUGGCCAGGGAAUUCGAGACAGCAAAAUGGAACGUCCAGCAUCAAUCCCAGAUCAAAACACAGACCAACCAGGUGGAGAUCACCAGACUGGAGACAGUCAUCAAAAUGAAGGACAAGGAGAUGAAUAGGGUGAAGACGCUGGCCAGGAGCAUCCUGGACCAGCGCACUGACGUAGAGAUAUUCUUCUUGGAGUCUCUGGAAGAAGUAAAGAAGAAAAUUAUCUGCAGCCGGCUUCACUACAAGAAAGCAGCCGAGAUCGCCUUUAACAAAAAGAUGAAGAAAGCCUACGAGGGCAAGGAGGAGUACCCCAAAAUCAGGACCUUUUCUAAAGACCAUCACAGCACAAACAACGUGUAUCAGGAUAUGGAAGAAGCUGAAAAAUGGAUUAACAUCAAGGGUAACAAAAUAGAUAUCGGUGACCUGACUUGGGAGCAGAAGGAGAAAGUUCUACGCCUGUUGUUUGCAAGGAUGAAUCGUUUGGCAGGAAACAUAAACGAAAAUGCCUCGUUUCAGAAAGUCUUUAUCACAGAGGCUCCUGACACAGAAGUACCAACCGAUGGAUGCAUGUUCCCGAGUAUUCCAUCAGCAAAACAGAUGACAGACGAGACGGCAGCCUCGUAAACGCACCAGCACGACACACCGCACCACACCACAACGGCACCGUCGGAGAAAAUCAUGACAAGUCGUGCUAUAUUUUUUUUUAAAAAGAAAAAAAAAGUAUAAAAGCAAUCUUAGGAACAAAAUACUGUUCCGUGGGAUUUUUUUUUUAAUAUAUGCCUGGAGUGCUAAGAGUUUCAAAGCUGAAAAUUAUUUAAGAGAAAGUAAUUCUAUUGUCCUGAAUUUACUACC